This is a messenger RNA of Symbiodinium necroappetens, 1317 nucleotides long. The record is from the annotation of a GenBank genome assembly. NCBI's taxonomy places the organism in Eukaryota, Dinophyceae, Suessiales, Symbiodiniaceae.
AUGGGCUGCCUUCUUGCGUCCCCAAACAGGCAAGAAGGUGGUGAUGCUCCUGAUGGCUCCUCUCGCUACAAGGUCGGUGGCCGGUACAAAGUUGCUCGACCACUGGAAGUAUGGAGCGGAGAGAACUUGGACGGCACGCGAUUGGAAACCUUGGCGGCCAAGAAGGACACGGUCCUUCUAAUCCAAUUCUCCGGGGACCAAGGAGCCCGCGGCUUGGUCAUUCCGCAGCCUGCCGAAAAUCACCAAGCGGGAUGGAUCUCGCUGGAGGAUGCGCAGUGGGGCAGUCGAGUGCAACCGGCAUUGGAUGCCACAGUGCUGCCAGGCUCUUGGGACCUUCGCGCUCGCUACACUGUGCGGAACCCCGCAACUCUUCGCCAAGGUCCUGAGAUUAGCUCUGACUGGGUCGGAGAACUAAAGGUGGGCGGUGAGGUUCUGCUCCUUGACUUCGGUGUCAUCGCUGGGAGUGGAAAGGACAAGGCCCGGCUGCGCGCACUGAUCAGUGCUGAGGAUAAAAUCGGCUGGAUGAGUCCUGAAACAGGGGACGGAGACCAGCUGUUGGAGCCUGUGAACCUCCUCAGCCGAAAGGUUGUCGAGAUGCACAGGCAGUCUCUCAGACAGUCUUCAGCAGGACUCAGAAAGUCGUACCAGGAAGGGGGCAACUGCCCUUGGCAGGUUGGUGCUACCUAUCGCAUGCUGGAGAAAGCCGUCGUGCGCUUGGGGCCGGACCUGAAAAGCCAAGAAGUCUUCAAGGUCUCUUCGGGUAGCUUGGUGCUUGUGAAGGACAUGAACAACGUGGAGAUUCCGGGAGGGUGGUGUCCUGUUGCCUUUGUGAACGUGGAGGAGGGCCCAGAACGGGGUCGCACGGGCUGGGCGAGAUGCACGGCAAAGGAUGGUCAUGAUGUUAUGGACACUCGGGAUUACAAAGAAUACGACAAAGUUAUUCAGAGAUUGCGGGAGUCCGCAGGAUCGGAUGUCUCUGAAGAAUCCAGCCCUGCCGUUCUUCAGGCGGCCGUGAUCGUGCAGCUGAAGAAGGCUGCGGAGGCCGAGCGACAGGCUGAGGCGGCGGAUGCGGCGGAGGCGACCAAAGGUCAGCAGGACAUAGAUGCAUACGUGCAAGAGGAGAGGGAGGAAUGGGGCCAGGAGGACGGAGAUGGCAAAGACACCACGGUCUUUCCUGCAGUGGAUCCCACUUUCGUAUCGCUGAACGCUUCCAUGCAAGAUCUUGACGCGUUUGCACAGGACGAGCGUCUCCUGAUGCCAGACAAGACGGAGAUCGACAAUAGCAGCGGCUGGUGCUGGUGCUCUUGUGGAAACUAG